Messenger RNA from Ruditapes philippinarum (Manila clam), 1085 nucleotides. Its product is annotated as fibropellin-1-like. The record is from RefSeq and is a predicted model, not a curated record. Lineage: Eukaryota; Metazoa; Mollusca; Bivalvia; Venerida; Veneridae. The transcript has 10 exons. Gene Ontology annotation, biological process: Notch signaling pathway. The annotation marks the transcript as partial. Gene Ontology annotation, molecular function: Notch binding; calcium ion binding.
AUAUUGAUGAUUGUGAUCCUAAUCCAUGUGAGAAUGGUGGUACAUGUACUGACAAAGUUAAUGGGUAUACAUGUAGCUGUGUUCCUGGAUAUACAGGCAAUAGAUGUCAAACAAAUAUAAAUGAUUGUAGUCCCAAUCCAUGUAUGAAUGGUGGUACAUGUACUGACAAAGUUAAUGGAUAUACAUGUAUCUGUGUUCUUAGAUAUACAGGCGAUAGAUGUCAAAUAAAUAUUGAUAAUUGUGAUCCUAAUCCAUGUUGGAAUGGUGGUAUAUGUACUGACAAAGUUAAUGGAUAUACAUGUAGCUGUGUUACUGGAUAUACAGGCGAUAGAUGUCAAACAAAUAUAAAUGAUUGUAGUCCCAAUUCAUGUAUGAAUGGUAGUACAUGUACUGACAAACUAAAUGGAUUUACACGUAGCUGUGUUCUUGGAUAUACCGGCGAUACAUGUCAAACAAAUAUAAAUGAUUGUAGUCCCAAUCCAUGUAUGAAUGGUGGUACAUGUACUGACAAAGUUAAUGGGUAUACAUGUAGCUGUGUUACUGGAUAUACAGGCGAUAGAUGUCAAACAAAUAUAAAUGAUUGUAGUCCCAAUCCAUGUAUGAAUGGUGGUACAUGUACUGACAAAGUAAAUGGAUAUACAUGUAGCUGUGUUCUUGGAUAUACAGGCGAUAGAUGUCAAACAAAUAUAAAUGAGUGUAGUCCCAAUCCAUGUGUGAAUGGUGGUACAUGUACUGACAAAGUAAAUGGGUAUACAUGUAGCUGUGUUACUGGAUAUACAGGCGAUAGAUGUCAAACAAAUAUAAAUGAUUGUAGUCCCAAUCCAUGUAUGAAUGGUGGUACAUGUACUGACAAAGUAAAUGGAUAUACAUGUAGCUGUGUUCUUGGAUAUACAGGCGAUAGAUGUCAAACAAAAAUAAAUGAUUGUAGUCCCAAUUCAUGUGAGAAUGGUGGUACAUGUACUGACAAAGUCAAUGGAUAUACAUGUAGCUGUGUUACUGGGUAUACAGGCGAAAGAUGUCAAACAAUGACUACAGUAACUGUUCAUUCAACGUCAGCAGCCAUCUUGAAAGUCACUGAGAUUUGA